Molecule: messenger RNA, 756 nt
Organism: Dicrocoelium dendriticum
Lineage: Eukaryota; Metazoa; Platyhelminthes; Trematoda; Plagiorchiida; Dicrocoeliidae
Source: the annotation of a GenBank genome assembly
AGAAAAACACAAGUACGGUGGGAACACUUCGAGCUAAUAGAAAGGAAGUACCAUCGAUUUUGAAGCAAAGAAAUAAAGAGCUGUUCAGUUCACUUAUGAUGAGGAAUGAAAAUAAGCACACAUUAACAUCCUACCAGUGUAGAAGGAAUAAGAGUGUUUUGGUUUUCAGUUCCCUGCAUAGUAACUCUUCCGUUCAAGACUCUGGAAAGAAGAAACCCGAGACUGUGUUGUUUUACAACUCCACAAAGUAUGGUGUGGAUGUACUCGACCAAAUGACAAGAGCACUCACUGUGAAGUCAUCAUCUCGACGAUGGCCAGUCCAAGUCUUUUUCAACGUACUGGAUUUGGCUGGCAUAAAUUCCUGGAUAAUUUAUAACAGUGUUUGCGGAACUAAAAUAUCUCGCCGGUCGUAUCUGGUGGGUCUUUCGGAAGAACUGCUUACAUGUAUACAUCACACAAGGUACGUGACAACGGGAAUUACGACGAACAACUCAGCGGAGUCGGGAAGUCGUGUGAACAUUAAACGUCGGCAGUGUCAGAUUGGUUACUGUAAAGGUAACAAAUCACAAAACAAGUGCUCUGUUUGUGAAAAAAUAGUUUGCGGCUCAUGUGGACAGAUUGAGCGAGUUAUCACUUGCUUCAAGUGCAAAUUGGAGUAGGUAUACGGAAUUGUUUACAAUUUUUGAAAAAAACUAAACCUUAAUACAAUCAUUUUUCUGUUACAGGUAUGUUCUAUACAUUAGUUUUUAAUAAAUG